This is a messenger RNA of Plasmodium malariae, 11787 nucleotides long. RefSeq names its product conserved Plasmodium protein, unknown function. Lineage: Eukaryota; Apicomplexa; Aconoidasida; Haemosporida; Plasmodiidae. Gene Ontology annotation, cellular component: nucleus. Gene Ontology annotation, biological process: chromatin remodeling; regulation of DNA-templated transcription. The coding region runs from base 1 to 11787 and encodes 3928 amino acids. Gene Ontology annotation, molecular function: ATP-dependent H2AZ histone chaperone activity. The transcript is spliced from 3 exons. The record is from RefSeq and is a predicted model, not a curated record.
AUGGAGGAGGACUUCGGAAAGCUGUUUCCCCCAGAACAGGAUGUGGAAAACUUGAAGAAAUACUUGGAUCAGGGGGACUUAAAGUUUGAAAAUGAGGAUCUAAAGAGAGAAAGGGAAAAGAUAAAAAGUGAUAAGGUGUUUAUCGACUGUGUUAGAAAUAUAUGGAUGAAUAUAUUAAAUAAGAAAUUAGAUGAUAAAUUUAGCAAAAUUGAAUAUUUUAAAAUAAUGUUAAGAAUAUGUAAAGUGUUAAUACCUCAAUUUGAAAUAAAAGAAGUAGUAAAGAUUGUAAAUGAUGAAUGGAAUAAUGAUUCUAAGGGGAAAAAAUAUUUAAAUUUUUCCUCUUUUUUUAAUGCAUUUUUUGAAUUGUCAGAUAUAUGGACACCAACAAUAAAUGCACAUGAUUAUGCUCAUUUUUUAAAAUCACUAUUUUAUAGAAUUACAUUUAUAGAAAUUAAAAAAAAAAAUGGGGAAAUUGUUAAAAGGAAACCAAUUAUUAUGAUUCAUUUUAAAAGAAAAGACGAAAAAAAAAAAUUAUCUUUAUACAAUGAUGGGACUACAAUAUGUGAUAGUUCUGAUACAAGCAAAAAAGAAGGAACUAAUAAUAAUUUAAUAAAAACUAUUAAGUCUAUAAGGAGGUUAUCAGUAGAAAUGGAACAGCUGAAAAAGCAGUUUACCAAAAAGUUUAGUGAGAGUUAUAAGAUGCAGUCUUCUUUCUUAUAUGAUAUUGAUGAUGAUGAUACUACAGAUCAGAAUAUUUUUGAAAAUCUGUUACAUAAUAAAGAAAACACCUCCUACCUGCAGCGGAACAUUGUACUUAUGGACGUAAAUGAAAUUGCUCCUUUGGAAUAUACAGACUACGAUGAAGAACAAAUUGAAUUUGCUUCCGACCAGCGCACAGGGGGCAGAAAGUCCUUCUUGGGGCGCCCUACGUCAGGGGGGAGAUCGGACCACGGUGAAGGAACAGGAAGCAGAAAGGGAGGAAUAAUCGAGAUGACAAGUAAGAAAGACGAAGGAAAAAAAAAAAUAAAUGUAUCAGGGGAAAGUCCUUGUAGCUCUGUCUUUAAAAGGAAUACGAUCAGCUCUUCAGUGAACAUUUUUAAGGAAAAUAAAUCGAAAAAAUAUUUUGAUCCCAAAAGAAGAAAAACAGAUGCAUCUGUAGUGUAUGAAGAAUCUAAGUUAAAAGGGGCCGAAAGAGCAGAUAGAGAUGUGUCAAGCAAAGUUGAUGAACAAAAUGAAAAAAGAAAAUCUCUAAUAGAUAGUUCGUUACUUAUUGAUGGCAUCAAUUUUUCCGAAUUUACAAAAGAGUGUAAAAUAAUUGUGAACGAUCAAGGGGAUGAUAAGUUGAAAGAAGAUAUGAACAAAGACAUAGUAAAGGAACAGUAUGAUGACUUAUUUGCAUCAGGGAAGAAACCCUUUUUGGAGGUAGACUCGGGCGAGGAUUUCAAUGAAAGUUUUAUGCAAGUGAGAGAGGGGAAAAUGAUAGCAGAGAAGGAGCGGAAGGAGAAGGAGAGGAAGGAGAAGGAGCAGCAGAAAAGAGACAAAAAGAACGAUGAGUAUAGUAGAGAAGAUGCUACUUAUAGUGUUAAUAAAGUUUUAAGUGACGAUAAAAAGAGCAAACAUAGUGAUAAAAUCAAACCUGAAGAAGAAAGUGUAAAGAAUAGGGAAGCAUUUGAAGGCACAAUCACUGUAGUUGACGCAGGGGAGAAACUAAAAGAAGGAAUGAACGAAGAAAUGGAAAAAGAGAUAGAAGUAGAGGGAAGGAAAAAAAAGAAAGAAAAAAAAGAUGCGUUGUCUUCUAAUGACUCAAAUGAUGCAGUAUUGAGUCAAAAGGAGAAGGAAACACCUCCGAAUGAUCAGGAUAAAUCAUUAAAGGAAUUCAAGGAAGAAUUUGAAAAGAUGAAAAAAGGAGCUAAAACGGAAACCUCAAUUUUGAUAGCGGCAUCUGCUUCCGCUGGUGAUGAGGCUUAUAAAGCAGGAACCGCUAGUGGGAAAAAAGGGGGAAGUGCUAGUAUUGUAAAAGAACACAGUCCAUAUGGUUCUGAUGAGGAAUACAUAGAUGCCCUAAAAGACAACUUGAAGGACACAGUAAUACUUUUAGAAAAUGUAGCUGAAGCGGAAAUGGAAGGAAAAGAAAGGAAUAAUAAUAAAAUGAGCAUAGAUGGUCAGGUGAAAACGAGUGGAGUUCUACAAGAAAAUGAACGAAGGAGUAUCUCUCUGGUCGAAGUGGAGAAAGAUGACGAAGGGAAGAAUAAGAAUGACAUGUUCAAAACAAGAGACUACUUAGAAAAGGAAAAAAGAAAGUUAGAAGAGUUAAAACUAAAGGAAAAGAGAAGUUCUAAAAGGGCAGAAGGAAAUGAAGAGAGCAUUGCAGGGGAGCUGAUUGAUGACAACAAAAUAAUUAUGGAUGGUCAGAAUAGAUUAAGUGACGAUAAUAAUAAUAAUAAUGCACUUAAAGAGAGGAAAACCGGAAUAGGUGAAGGAAGUACAAAUGAUGAUUCUUUUAAAAUAAAAGAUAUAUCUUUUAGUAACAAAUUAGAUAAAGAAACGAGGCGAAAAUAUGAAGAAGAAUUGAUACAUGAUGAGUCAAGAAAAAAAUCAAGUGAAUCAGUGGGGGAUGGGGCAGACAAAUUAAUACUGAGUGAACAUGGCGAAAGUGCACAAGGUUUUGGAAUAGCUCAAGGAGCGGAAGAAGAUAAAGAACUGAAUGAGCAGAAAAAAUUAAUGCUUAGUGUUAAAAAACACAUUUCGGAUAAGUAUGAAUUGUACAAAGAAAACUUAAAUAACUUCUUGAAAAAAAUGAAUAGGGAAAAUAUUUUAAAAGAUGAUGAGAAGGAAGAGGGGAAAAAGGAAGGAGACGAUGAUGGGGAUGAUUAUGAUGAUGGGGAUGGUUAUGAUGAUGGGGAUGGUUAUGAUGAUGGGGAUGGUUAUGAUGAUGAAUACAUAUCUGGGGAGGAAUACUCACAAGGAAACACAUUAAAUAAGGGGUUAAGAAGUAAACACUACGAAGUAGAUUUGGCCAACUUGAACACAAAAAAUGAAUUAAUUGAAAACUUAGAAAUAAAAAAGUGUACAGAUGAAUCUUUUUCUUCAGAUAGGACCAGAGAAACUUUUAACGAAAUGACUAAAAUAUUGAAUGACGUGAUUGUUAAGAGUGAGAUAGGUACUUUAGAAAAGAAAUAUGAUAAAACUAUUUCAACACCGAAAGGUAUGGAUGAAAGGACGAGUUUGUUACAGGAACAGAAUACUGAGGGGGAGGUACCAUAUAAUACGAAGGAAGUACAGGAUUUGCUUCUUAACGAGAGGGUAGUAAAGAAUAUUUUAUUUGAUGAGGGGGAAGAAAAAGAAAAUGUUGAGCUUCCCGAUAUUGAAGAGAAGCAAAGGUUAAGGGAGAAAAAAGAAGAACCCACUUCUAAAUAUAGCGAAAGGAAAGAGGAUAAAUAUUUAGUAAGGGAAAAUGAAAAUGAAAGUGGAAUUGAAAUUGGAAUUGGAAUCGGAAGUGUAGUUGGCAGUGGAACUGAAAUUGGGAGUAAUAGGAAGACUACGUUAUUGCAUGAAGGAAGAGAACAUAGUGUGUUACUAAGUGAGGAGGGGAAAAAAGGACAAACACUGGGCGAUCAGACAGGGGGCAAUAAAAUCGGUAAUCAGAAUGAGGUGAAAGAUAUGGAAGAAGUGAAAGAAUCAAAAGAAAUGAGAGAACCAAAAGAUGUGAAAGAAUCAAAAGAUGUGAGAGAAUCAAAAGAAGUGAGAGAAUCAAAAGAUGUGAGAGAAUCAAAAGAAGUGAGAGAAUCAAAAGAUGUGAGAGAAUCAAAAGAUGUGAAAGAAUCAAAAGAUGUGAGAGAAUCAAAAGACGUGAGAGAAUCAAAAGAUGUGAGAGAAUCAAAAGAUGUGAAAGAAUCAAAAGAUGUGAGAGAAUCAAAAGACGUGAGAGAAUCAAAAGAAGUGAGAGAAUCAAAAGAAGUGAGAGAAUCAAAAGAUGUGAAAGAAUCAAAAGAAGUGGGAGAAUCAAAAGAAGUGGGAAAACCAAAAGAAGAGAAAGAAAAAUUGAAUGACCGAAUGGGUCUACAACAUGAAAUGCUAGAGAGAAAUGAUAUGGAGCGUAGGGCCCAUGACAAUGACGAGCUGAAAGGUAAGUUAUACAGUCACAACGAAAUGAAGGAUAUAAUAUAUGGAGUAAAGGAGACAGUAGAAACUUCCUAUAGUGGAAAAGAGGCAGUAGAGAUUUCACAUAACGAGAAUGAAAGAAAAGACAUACCCCAUGAAAGAGUAAUAGCAGUAGGCAUGCCUUAUGAACAGGUUAGGCAGGAGGAGAAACCACACAGGCAAGUAGUAGCAGUAGACAAGCUGUACGAACAGGUCGGCGUUGGAGAGACCUCAGAUUCCCUGGUGGAAGCAGAAGACAUGGCAAGCGGAGAAGAGGACAAACAGAAAAUGUUAUACGAAGAAAGGAUAAAAUAUACAGAAAUGGAAGACAAAAAAGAAAGAGAAAGAAAGAAAUUAAAGUUUUUAUUCGUAGAUGAUGUACAUAAAAUAAGGAGCUUCAUAAAAAUAAAUAAACGAAGUAAAAGAGAGAAUUUUAUAGUAGUAUCAAAUUCUCAUGAGUGUAUUCAUAGCUUAGUAAAAUCAUUAAAAAUUGAAUUUAUUGAACCAUCUGUUGUGUUACGAAGAAAUAUUGAAGUACAACAAGAAUUCUUAUCUCCAUUAGGUAGGCUAAUAAAUAAUGAUUUGAAAAAUGGGAAAAUGGUUGAUUUCCAAAAAAUGAUGGACUUAACACUGGAAUAUAUGAAUACAAUUAUUUCUAAAAAUAAUGGAUAUCUUUUAUAUAUAAAUUAUAAUUUUUUACCCUAUUUAAAAUAUUUCUUGUCAAAAUUGAAAAAAUUAUCUUCUUUAAAUUUUAUUAAUUAUAAGAAUUUUCUCAACAUGAAUUUUUCAAAAAAUAUACUUGAAGAUAAUGAAAUAAAUACUGUCGAUUUUUUACUAGAGGACAAAAACUUUAUUUUGGCAAAUCCAUUUAGGCAUUCCUUUCCCACCUUUUGCGUAGUUCUAAAAAGGCAUGCAAAUUCCCGUUCCGACCAAGAGAAGGAAGCUCGAAUAAAUAGAACCUACGAAAACUUGCUAGGCUUCUUUAAAAAGAAGAACUUGCUACCAAUGAAAAUGGUAAACAUCAAUGGUAAGGAUGUGGAAUUAAACAUUCAGCUACAAAAGGGGGUAAGUACAGGAACUCGAGAAAUAGGAGAAGCAGGUGUAGAAGAGGGGGAAGAUGAAGAUGAAAACGAUAAAGAGGAAGGAACAAAAGAAGGUGAAGAUAAUGAGGAUGGACAAGAAGAUAAUGAGGAUGGACAAGAAGAUAAUGAGGAUGGACAAGAAGAUAAUGAGGAUGGACAAGAAGAUAACGAGGGUGGACAAGAAGAUAACGAGGGUAAAGGCGUAAACAACCAAGAUGGAGAUGAAUACAAUGAUGAGGAAACAAGAGAAAGUUCAAUCAAAGAAAGGGAAAAGAUAAUCGCAAAAAUAUGCGCAGAAAAAAAAGAGGAAAAUGAUGAAGAGAUGGUAAGUGAUGGCGCAAAAGAUGAAUGGGAUGAGUAUUUCGAUGAAGAAUAUUUAAGCGUGGACAGCAUGGAAAGAAAUUACUUUCAGCAGGAAGAAGAGGUAGAGGAAGAUAAAGAAGACGAAGAAGACAAAGAAGAUAAAGAAGACGAGGAAGACGAAGAAGAUGAUGACGACGAGGAAGAAGAAGAUGAUGACGAUGAGGAAGACGAAGAUGAUGACGACAAGGACGAAGACGAAGAUGAUGAUGACAAGGACGAAGACGAAGAUGAUGACGACAAAGACGAAGACGAUUACGACAAGGAUGAAGAACGAAAUAAACAGAAGAGCAAGUUUCUCAAUGCAAAACUGAAUAAACGUAACAAGGGUGGAAACGCAAGGAAGGACAAUGCAGAGGAAUCCACCAUUUGCAGCAUUGUGAAUGUCGACAACAUAAGUGAAAAAUACUUCGAUCUGAUGAACAAGGAAAUAAAUUAUAUUUACAAGUGCGUGAACCCCGAAAAUUACUAUAAGAAUUAUUACGAAGACUUGAGUAGUUACCAUAAUAAUAUGAAAUUAGAAGAGGAAGUUAACGUUCUUCUGUCUCAUUUUAAUCUGUUAUUAAGGAGUACAUAUGGCGAAAGAAAGGAAACACAAUGUGCUAACAGUUCUGUUAAUGUGUAUAAUGUGAGUGAUGAGAUGGAAACGCUGGAAAGGAUGAAAAGCAUGAACUAUGUGCAGGUAUACGGGGAAAGAGAAAUGGUAAACGAGUCUAUCAAAGUGGUUAAACCAAACGAUGAUCCGACAUGGAAUGAAGGAGAAGAGACGAAAAAUGGCUUAAUGGAAACAGAACGAAUGGAGAAAGAGCUAUUACAAAUACUUGAUAAACACUUUCACAUAAAAACAAUACAUAUAGAUGUAAUUAAUAAUCAUUCUGUUCAGAAAAUAUUUUAUAUUAACAUGAUUAAAAAUAAUUAUUCCUAUUAUUUGAAGAAUAACUUUUUCCCUUAUAAAUAUAAGGAAAGGAUGGAAAAAAAAAAAAAAAAAAAAAAAAAAAAAAAUAUAAUAAAAGGGUACAACGAAUUAAUAGUGCACCUAAAAACAAAAUCUACUUCAUGUUCGUCUAAGUUAAUUUUGAAUAGAGAGGACUACACCACGAAUGAUGAGAAAUGCCAUGGGAUGAACUAUGGUCAAGUUAAUGGGUCACUUAACCAUUAUGAACGUCCUGACAUGGUCAGAAAAAAGGAUAAUCUAAAGGAUGAGGAAAUUCAAACGGUAUAUUAUAGACACUGGAACAGUUUUUAUAAGUACUGUCCGGUCUCUUUUAUAAAUGAAAGGAAGUUCAUAAAAGGAAAUAAAAUAUUUACAGCUAUUUAUAAGAAUAAAGUAUAUAUGUUAGAGAGUUAUGAAAAAAUGGUUGAAUUUUUAAAGCACCCCAAAUUUUAUUCUAGUCAUAAAAUAAAAGAGUCUAUAAAUUUCUGUGUCGUUAUUUAUUUUCCAAACGAUGACUUGAAAAAGGAAAUCAUUUACUUUUUACAGUCGUAUGAGAAUGUAAUACACAUAGAUUUGGAAUAUUACUUUAAACACUUAUUUGAGCCAGGUACUAGUACAAAUGAGAGGGAAGAAAUUGUGGACACGUACCUGUUUGAGGUUAAUCGUCUAAUCGAAGGGAAGGCAAUCUCUUCGUUGUUUAUUGUAAGGUAUAUAUGCAUGAGGAUAAACAAAAUUUACUAUUUUAAUGUGUACAUAAUGAGAGAAAUAACAAAAAGCUUGAAUGAAUUGCAAAUGGAGAUUGCUACUUUACUUGAGAAGAAGAAGAAGAAGAAGGUAUAUCUGUUUGGCAGUUUCGAACAAAGAGCAGUAAAACCAGAUGAUGACGAUGAUGAUAAGAACGAUGAUAAGGACCAUGAUAAGGACCAUGAUAAGGAUGGUGAUAAUGACGAUGAUAAGAACGAUGAUAAUGAUGGUGAUAAUGACGAUGAUAAUCAUUUUGGUAAAAACAAAAUUGAAAAAAAAUUAUUUAGACAUGCAAUAAAAAUAAAAUCUUUUUACAAUCUAUUAUUAAUUAAAAGAAAUGAUGAUAAGGAUGGAAAUAUAAAGAGUAUAAUCGAUGAAAUUUUCAGUUGUCAUGAUAUCAGAGACUUAAAUGAAACCAUAAAUAAGUUAAUUUUAUUCAUUGUUGAAUUGUUCGAAUGCGAGAAUGAAAAAUAUGCUUCUGAGAAGGAUAGGAAACAUAUAGAAAGAGAAAACUACGACUUGGGUUUAUCUCAUUCUUAUCAAAACAAUUACUCAAAGGAUGCAAACAAUAAGGAUGGUAGUACCUUUUCUUCAAAGAGAGAUGAGAGUGCUACUUCUAUUUCAAAGGGGAAUUUUAUUAUUAGUGGUAUGCCAAUAAAUAGUAAGAUAUAUACAUAUUUAAAAAAAAUGAAUAUAAAAAUUGAUAGCAUCAUUACGUUUAACAUGAAUACAGAAAGGGAUGAAGCGACAAAAAGAUUCAAAGAUAACAUUCUACACCAGGUUGAACAAAAAAAGGGUUUUCCAAAUAUUUGCUCCAAGUAUAACUCUCUCUAUAUAUACAAUAAAAAUUAUAAAAGAGAAAUGGAAAAGUUGAAGGAGGAAAAUUACAGUAUUCAUGCCAUACAUAUCGAUAAGGGGCAUAACGUUUAUUAUUACUCGAAUGAAAUAAGAAAAUUAAUAAAUCCGUAUAUUCACUUUUAUCUCAAUUAUAAUAGCGUGCUAGAUGAUGAUAACCUAGUUGACAAGUUAAAUAAUGCUUAUGCUAAUGUCUAUUGUCCGUAUAUUUUAAAAAAGCAUAAUUGGCUGUAUAAAUGUAAAUAUAACAUAAAAUUAAUAUAUGAUGAAAAAGUUCAUUUCUUAUCCAAUAUCUAUCAUGCCUUUCUAUUCGCUCAGAAUAGGAAGUUUUACAUGUGCCCAUCCGAAGUUCCACCUUUAAGAAUUUUACUUCUUACUGACAAGGGUUAUAAAUUUAAUGAAGAAAUAGACAGUAUUGCAUGUAAAUUUUUUUUAAAAUGUGUAGACGUAACCGAUGAAUUUUCAGCAAAUUUUAAGUACAUCUGUAUGUACAUAGUGAAAUACGUUUAUGUGUACAAACUGUGCACUAACCAUAGUAAGGAAAAGGAAAAGGAAAAGAAAGAAGAAAAGGAAAAAGAAGAAGAAAAAACAAAUGCUAAAACGAUAGAAAGAACGAUAGCAAAAACGAUAGCAAAAACAAAAGCAAAAGCAAAAAUAUCCUUAAGAAAUAUUGCCAUAAAUACCAUUUCCUUUCUUAAAUUUCAAAAUGAAAUUUACCUCAACAACGAAGAUGUUUCCUUUUUAGAAGAUAAUAUGACUAGUAUAAACACAUCUGAGCAAUGUACUAUUGAAGAGGAGGAGAGAAUAUAUAACAUCUUAUUUUGUUUAAUUAAGCCAUUUAAUGUUAUUUUGAACGUUGUUAAAAUAUUAACAACUCGAUUUAUUCUGCAUGAACAACUACAAAAUUGCUUAAUCAAAUUUACCUGCACAGGCAAGAAUAUUUUUAAUAUAACAACGGAUGAGAAAAUUUUAUCCCAUUUGAAGUCAUUUUUGAAACAAAAAAAGCAGGCUGCUAUCAUAUCCACCCAAAAUGAAGGAGAUAAAAAUAAGGCGAAGGAAAAGUCCCUAAAACAGAAAAAUUGGAGCGAAAACGAUAGCAUUAAGAUAGAGAAGCCUGGCACAUUAGCGUAUGUAAAUAAUGAACAGAAAGGAGAUAACCCAAAAGAUGAUGGACAUAAUUUUAACGAAAAAAAUAAUUCUCAGCAAACUAGGGUUCAUCAAAACGAUGAAGAGAGAGGCAGCGACGACCAAGUGAAAGAGGAGGAAGAAUUUAUCUCUACUGAUGAUACUUCCGACCAUGCGAGCCAGACCUCUGAUAAUUUGGACAGUCGUUUUAGUUAUGAUAAAGACACUAUAUAUAUUAAACAUAUGGAAAAGAUGUUUUUAAAGAAGAAUGAAAAGGCAAUACUUAAUAGUAAGUAUGAAUUUUUAGAGCAAAAUGUGUUGAAUUCUUUUGGGAAAGUUUUAAAAUAUUCUUUUCGUAUACCUGAACAUGUCAUAUAUCUCAAAUAUGGGUCUAAAAAAUUAUGGGCAAAGUCAGAACAUUUUAAGUCAGAAAAGAAACUAACUUUUGACAAAAAAGGAAAAGAACAAAAAUGGAAGGAAGAGACGAAAGAAAAAAAGAUAUUAAAUGAAAAAACAUCAGAGGAGUUAAAAAUAAAAAGAGAAUCUCAACUUCGAAGCAAAGGAGAGAAAAAUAAAUAUCUCGAAGAAGUUAGAAGGGUGUCGAGGAAAAACCAGCGUGUGGUUAACUACUUAAAAAAUAAUACGAAUGUUUGGAAUGUUGAUGUGGGAAGAAUACAUAUCAAGAAUGUGAAGGCAUAUAUAGAAAACAACUUGAAGCAUCUAUUACAAUACAGAAAAAAUUUAUUUCAUCAGUUAAAUAUAAGAAGGAUAGACAAAAUAUGGGCUGAAUUUUUAAAAAAUAAUAAUUAUGCUAAACUUUCAAAUUUUUAUUUUUAUUCUCCUGUUAAUGUUGAUAACAUUGUAGAUAUAGAUACAAAUUUCUUAAUUUUGUAUAAUUCGUUCAUAUUUUAUUUCAGAACAGAAGAAGAAUUAAACCAGUUCACAAAAAAUCCACUUUCCUACUUAAGUCAGAUGAAACCAGAUCCUUCAUUUGUUUUACCAUUCAUUUUUAUUUAUUCAAACGUAAACGUUGACAAUUUGCAUGAGGAGUUAGUAAAGAGCACAAAAUGUAAGGUAAUUCAUCUACAAAAUUUACUAUCGUUUGGUUAUAAAAUAGAUAGAUACAGGAAAGAAAUAGAAAGAAAUAAUUUGAAUGAUACCCUUAUUAUGGAGCUUUUACAUAUAAGACUAAAUCAGUACGACGUCUUGUCACAUGGAUGUAUUAUGUAUAAUAUUCCCUAUAACAAAAAUCAGUUAAAGCACAUUAUUGAGAUGAAAAAGAUACCGCACUUAAUUUUUAUAAUUCAACAGAAGGAUGACGAGAACAAAAAUGAAAAAGGAAAAGAUAUAAUACGAGGAAAUAAAAUGUGCACAGAUGGAAAGGACAUAAAUAAUAACGAACAAAAUAGCUGCAAUUGUAGUACUCGCAUGAGAGAUAUACCAAAUGGGGGAAGUAUAAGUUACCCAUUUCAAAAAGAUCAAACUGUUUAUCAUUUUUUCGAUUUGGUUCACAUCGUUGAGGAAGAAUUUAAAGAAAAAUACAAUAAUAUUAUUUACGUGGAUUAUAAUACAAAUAUAUGGAAAAUGAAAUGUAAAAUAACAAAUGAUAUAGAAGAAAAAAUAAAAGAUUAUCAGAGAUAUAACAGAUAUAAAUAUAAUAACAAGGUUACAUAUUUUAAAGGUUUUAAUAUUUGUGAAAAAGAAAAUUAUGUAAAUGAGAUAAAAUUUAAUGACUAUUGUUUAGUUACUUAUAAGAAAAAUAAUCUUUUACAAAAGUGUAAUAUAUUUGAUAAUUAUACUAUACAUCAUAAUGGCUCCUACUACUUAGUAAAUAGCUAUGAAGAUGUGCUUACAUUUCAAAAGUGUCCUAAGGAAUAUAUAAAUAUAGAAAAUCCUCUUACAAAAUUUGAAAAAAUUAAUGAAAUACAGGAAAAUACGAAAGUAGAAAAUGAAGGCUUUUGUUUGGUUAGCUUAAAAGACGAAAAUAAUUUCGUGAAGGGUGAAAAAAAAUAUUGUCUAAAACAUGACAAUAAAUUUUAUUUGUUUCAAAAUGAGGUCAAAAUGCAAAAUUUUAUAAAUAAUCAUAAGGAGUAUUUAAAUGAUCAAAACAUUUUUGAGAUAAUUAUGGAAAAAAUGAAAAAUAAAAAUGAUAUUACUACACUGAUUUAUUUAAAGACUUAUUUGUAUGAAAUUUUAUGUCAAGCUUUAUACGAGUUGGGAAAGCAUAGGCCACUGUACCCUGGAUUGAGUGUAAAACUAAGUGCAAUAAAAUUCUUAGCCUUCUUUUUUUAUAAGGAAAAUAAAUUAUUUUCUAAUCCACUCAGAAAGUCCUAUGAAUUGAAAUUUCGAUCCUUCCUUAGUGAUUGUGAAAUACCAAUAAAUAUACAAAAAUUGAAAGAAAAAUUUGAAAGCAGUUGUCCAGUUAAACACAAAAACAUAAAAAAACCUACGAAGAAAUGGACUAAAAGGGACAUAGAGAAAUACGAGAGCUACAUAAAUACAUAUGAUAAAAUACUAUAUUCGCAGAAGAAAGUAAAAAACAACUAG